UUUGUCUGGCUCUUGGUUAACGCUUUUGCCACCCCAGGAAUGCUGUCUCUCAACAGGAGUCUGGAAAAGACUUUUGCAAUCACAAACAUCUCGAGUUUCUUUUCCUGGGAUAAUGACAGCCUGGCCGCCUGGCAGAGCUUUGUGAACAGGAGCCGGUACGGAGCAGAGUCUCAGAGCAUGACGGUGAAAGCCCUGCUCAUUGCAGCGUACUCCUUCAUCAUCGCCUUCUCCCUCUUCGGCAACACCCUGGUCUGUCACGUUGUCAUCAAGACCAAGCGCAUGCACUCCGCCACCAGCUUGUUCAUUGUGAACCUGGCUGUAGCUGAUAUCAUGAUCACCCUCCUCAACACACCUUUUACACUGGCUCGUUUUGUGAACAGUACCUGGCUGUUCGGGAAGGGGAUGUGCCAUGUCAGUAGGUUUGCACAGUACUGCUCCCUGCACGUCUCUGCCUUGACCCUCACAGCCAUUGCCGUGGACAGGCACCAGGUUAUAAUGCACCCUCUGAAACCUCGCAUAUCUACUGCAAAAGCUGUUAUCUACAUCUCUGUAAUCUGGAUCAUGGCAACUUGUUUCUCUCUACCACAUGCUAUCUACCAAAAACUCUUUACCUUUGAAUACAGUGAGGAGGUUACCCGGUGCCUGUGUCUGCCAGAUUUCCCUGAGCCUGCUGACCUCUUUUGGAAGUACCUCGACUUAAUGACCUUCAUUUUGCUCUAUGUCCUGCCUCUGCUGGUCAUCUCUGCUGCCUACGUGACAGUGGCCAAGAAGCUCUGGCUGCGCAAUGUCAUUGGGGACGUCACCACUGAGCAGUACUUCGCCCUUCGCAAAAAGAAUAAGAAGACCAUAAAGAUGCUGUUGCUUGUUGUCAUCCUCUUUGCAGUCUGCUGGUUCCCCUUGAAUUGCUACGUCGUCCUCCUCUCCAGCCAGACCAUCGACACCAACAAUGCCCUGUACUUUGCCUUUCACUGGUUUGCAAUGAGCAGCACAUGCUACAACCCCUUCAUCUACUGCUGGCUCAAUGACAGCUUCCGAUCAGAACUGAAGGCUUUGCUCAACAUAUGCAGGAAACCCCCCGCGCCUACAGAGCAGAGGCUUCCCUCCAGAGUCCCAUCCUACCAGCUGGCUUGGCCAGAAAACAGCAACUUCAAGAGGCUGCAGGCCUCCCGUGUCCUUCCAUCGGCCUCCAACAUCCAGUCAGGAAAAACAGACAUCUCUGCAGUUGAGCCGAUGGUAGCUGCGAGCUGAGUGGUGGGUCUG
Merops nubicus (carmine bee-eater) is the source of this 1260-nucleotide messenger RNA. It is a transcript of the gene GPR83, whose product is annotated as G protein-coupled receptor 83. The record is from RefSeq and is a predicted model, not a curated record. The transcript is spliced from 4 exons. Gene Ontology annotation, cellular component: membrane. Gene Ontology annotation, molecular function: neuropeptide Y receptor activity. Gene Ontology annotation, biological process: neuropeptide signaling pathway. Bases 40 to 1248 code for a protein of 402 amino acids. Lineage: Eukaryota; Metazoa; Chordata; Aves; Coraciiformes; Meropidae.